AUGGACGCCGAGCUGGGUUCCACGUCGAAGCAAUCGCCUGCAUACGAUCAAGUCGCUGAGGAUGCCCGCGAUCUCGCAAACUUGGGCCACGCCCAAGCACUCAGCCGGAAGUUUGGUACAUGGAACAUGCUUUCGCUUGCCUUCGUGGUUUUGGGGACUUGGGCUGUCUUCGCGCAAAGUCUUGCAAGCGGUCUGACGAACGGCGGCCCCAUCACUAUUCUCUGGGGUUUGUGCCUAGUUACCUUAUGCAACACCUGCAUUGGUGUCUCACUGGGAGAGCUGUGCAGCAGCAUGCCGACCGCCUUGGGCCAAGCAUACUGGGUCGCCCGCUUGUGGCCUACCCCUGCCGGCCGUUUCGCCUCCUAUCUAUGUGCCUGGAUCAAAACUUUCGGCUGGUGGACGUUGUCUGCUUCAACAAUAGCCUUUAUGACCGAGUUCAUAUUGGGGAUGAAUCUUCUCUUCGAUGAGAACUCGACGGCACCGCAGGCCGGUUGGGUUCAGUUCUUAGUCUAUCUCGGCACCACCUUCUGUCUCACAGGCCUAAACAUGGUUUCUUGUCGAAGUGAUAGAAUCCUUCCCUUCUUCAAUAACUUUGUCGGCACCACCUUUGUCGGUCUGUUUUUUGUGCUGGGGCUGGCUCUUCUCAUAUCCGUUGGCAUCAAAGAUGACUUGGACUUCCAACCUGCCUCGUUCGUCUUUGGGGCUUGGAUAAAUCGGACAGGAUGGAGCGACGGUAUAGUUUGGUUCAUGGGGCUCGUCCAAGCAGCAUACGGCCUCACUGCGUUCGACGCCGCCAUCCAUCUUGUCGAGGAGAUUCCUGCGCCAAGAAGAAACAUACCCAAAGUAAUAUGGCUCUCUAUCCUCUGCGGCGCCAUCACUGGAUUCAUCUUCAUGGUUGUCUGCCUCUUUACUAUUCAAGACAUCGAGCAGGUUCUCGACCCCGUAACUGGUUUACCGUUUAUGGACCUUGUCAGGAGCACAGUCGGUCUGCAGGGAGCUGCAGUUCUUAUUGCCCUGUUCAUCAUCAACGGCUUGGGUCAGGGCGUGACUGUUGUGACGACCUCAUCGCGACUUACAUGGGGAUUUGCACGCGACGGUGGCAUUCCAUGGGCCGCGUACUCUGCCCACGUCGAUGAAACGUGGAAAGCACCUAUUCGUGCCCUGUGGUUGCAAGGCAUCAUCAUCGGAGUUGUCGGUACUCUCUACACGUUUUCGAACACGGUGCUUGAGGCUAUCGUCGGUGGGACUUUCGACUCGGUCGAUGUGGGACAGCCGUAA
This is a messenger RNA of Colletotrichum spaethianum, 1278 nucleotides long. RefSeq names its product choline transport protein. The coding region runs from base 1 to 1278 and encodes 425 amino acids. Gene Ontology annotation, biological process: amino acid transport; transmembrane transport. Lineage: Eukaryota; Fungi; Ascomycota; Sordariomycetes; Glomerellales; Glomerellaceae. The record is from RefSeq and is a predicted model, not a curated record. Gene Ontology annotation, cellular component: membrane. The transcript has 2 exons. Gene Ontology annotation, molecular function: transmembrane transporter activity.